Caenorhabditis angaria is the source of this 3172-nucleotide messenger RNA. The record is from the annotation of a GenBank genome assembly. Lineage: Eukaryota; Metazoa; Nematoda; Chromadorea; Rhabditida; Rhabditidae.
AUGCCAACUGUAAAUCGAAGAAUUUCAUUGGGUUCGCCCAAGGAUUUGAGAGAAGUCAAGUUUUUCGACGAGGAACCGAUUCCUGAUGUUCCACCAAAGGGUGCGAGAGUUAAGGUAACUUCAAAAUUUUGAGAGAAACGAUAAAUAUUAUACUUCCACGCGCUCCACCGAAAUAAACACGCAACGCAGACCGCGCCGCGCCACAACACAAGGGAACGAUUCAAAUUCCCUCCCUUUUUUGUGUGUGUUGUGGCGCGGGGCGGUCUGCGUUGCGUGUUUAUUUCGGUGGAGCGCGUGGUACCGAUGAGAUUUUCGAUAAAUACAUCUUAAAUACAAGAAUAAUCUAGGUUUGCUACGCUGGAGUUUGUUUGACUGAUCGUGAAGUUUCCAACACCAAACAAGCUCGAAUCACAAAUGGAAUCAAAGACACAAGUUUGUUCCCAGGAUACGAAGUUUCAGGAGUUGUCGAAUCUUUCGGCUCCGAAUGCACACCAAAUGAUUACGAUCUUAAAAUCGGCGAUAAAGUGAUCGUUUGGCCGACUGAUGAGAUGUGCAGUCAUGGUUACGCGGAUUAUGUUGCGGUGCCAACUCUUCAUUUCCUUGUCAAGAUUCCUGAUUCGCUUUCGAUGCAUGUCGCUUCGAUUUUGCCGGCUGGCGCCACUUGGGCACUUUCGGCGGUUUUGCAAGCGAGACCGAUUGUUGAGGCAUUCUCGCAAUCGAAGGGGUUUUGUAAUAUUUUGAUUGUUGGAGCUGGGGGACUUGGAUUAUGGUUGUUGAAGUUGGCAAAACACUUUUUGGCUGCCAAUAAUGAUAAGUAUGUUGGAAAUUUUUUCCAAAAAUUGGAGAAUUUAUGAGUUAUGACGUGGCAAACAUCGAAAACUAGCUUCAAAAUUGAUUUUCUUUUCUAGAAAAUCAUUUUUGAAGCUAGUUUUCACGUCCCCGAACUUUGCCACGUCAUAACUCAUAUUAGAAGUUGAGCUUUGCAGUUUUAGACAGCGGGAUCGUGGUCGAAAAUGACUAGAAAAUAUUUAUUUUAUCAAAAAUCUCUGGAAAAAUUGUGAUUUCAGAAGAUUUCUAUGAGAUUCUUAUCAUAAUUUCUAGAUUUUCAAAGUAGUUUUCAAGCCACGCUGAAAACGGCCCCAAAAAAUAGCAGAACUCAUGAGUUAUGACGUGGCAAAGUUCGGAAAUAGCAUUUUUCAUCGAAUUGCGAAGAUUUUUAUCAGCAAAAAUCCGAUUGGAGCUGAAAAUAUUGAGCCCAAAAAUCGGAUUUUUGUUCAAAAAAGUCACUUUUGUUUGAAUUUUUCAUCAAAAAUCUUCCCAAUUCGAUGAAAAAUGCUAUUCGCGAAGUUUGCCACGUCAUAACUCAUGAGUUCAGCAAUUUUCGGGUUGAAAACUACAUUGAAAAUCUAGAAGUUAUGAUAAGAAACUCAUAGAAAUCUUCUGAAAUUACAAUUUUUCCAGAGAUUUUUGAUAAAAUAAAUAUUUUCCAGUAGUUUUUGACAUUCUGAUCACGAUCCCGUUGUCUAAAACUGCAAAGCUCAACUUCUAAUAUGAGUUAUGACGUGGCAAAGUUUGGAUAUCGGGACUUUAGUAGCUUCAAAAUUGAUUUUCUAGCAAAUUUUCUAGCAAAUCAUUUUUGAAGCUACUAAAGUUCCGAUUUUUGAACUUUGCCACGUCAUAACUCAUAUUAGAAUUUGAGCUUUGCAGUUUUAGACACCGUGAUCGUGAUCAGGUCGAAAACGACUAGAAAAUAUUUAUUUUAUCAAAAAUCUCUGGAAAAAUUGUAAUUUCUGAAGGUUUCUAUGAGAUUCUUAUCAUAAUUUCUAGAUUUUAGGCACCUUGGGGAACUAGAAAAUCUAUAAUUUCCAGAAAAAUCCGUUUAAUGGUGGCUGACGCAAAAGAAGAACGUCUUUCAUUGGCCGAAAGAAAUGGAGCGGAUUUCGUUGUUCAUUGGGAUGAUUCAGAAUUCGAAGAAUAUUUGAUAAUGCGAACAAAAGAUGUCGCAAGAACCGGUGUGAAUGUUGUCUUCGAUUUCGUCACCUCACCAAGAACCGUCACUCGCUCAUUAAAAUGUUUGGCUGAAGGUGGUGUUCUCUUCGUGGGUGGUCUUUCGGGACUCGAUGUUCAAUUACCAAUCAAACAUGUGGCUAAGAAUCGACUUGCGAUUAUGGGAGUUACACGUGGAAGUAUUGAGCAGUUGAAGAAUUUGGUGAAUUUGAUUGCUGGCGGACAAAUUGAUGCGCCUGAUUAUCGAGUUUAUCCCGUUGAUCAAGCUUCGUCGGUGAGAUUUUUUAAAAUGACGUGGAAAAUUGGUCCUGGGGCGAAAAACCAUGAUUUCUUGAGGACUGAAGCUAAUUAUCACGAUUUUUUUGGUCCUGGAGCGAAAAUUUGAGGUUUUCUAGGUCAUGAAGCGAAAAACUAUGAUUUCCUUAGUCCUGAAGCGAAAAUUUGGACGAUUUUUUAGGUCCUGAAGCGAAAUCUUAAGAUUUUCAUGGUCCUGGACUGAAUUUGAACGAUUUUUGAAGUCCUGGAGCGAAAAACCAUGAUUUUCUAUGUCCUGAAGUAAAUUUGAUUAAUUUUCGAGGUCCUGAACUUAGAAAAUCCCAAAUUUUUGCUCCAAGACCUAGAAAAAUCAUAGUUUUUCGCCCCAGAGCCUAAAAAUCCAAAAUUCUUGCUCCAGGACCUAGAAAAUACCAUGGUUUUUCCGCUUCGGGACCUAGAAAACCUGGUUUUUUCGCUCCAGAGCCUAAAAAAUCCCAAAAUUUCGCUCCAAGACCUAGAAAAUUCCAAAUUUUUUCGCUCCAGGACCUAGAAAUUCAUAGUUUUUCGCUCCAGAGACCUAGAAAACUUGGGUUUUUUCACUCCAGAACCAAAAAUAUCUAAAAUUCUUGCUCCAGAACUUAGAAAUAUCACAGUUUUUCGCUCCAGGACCUAGAAAAUACCAAAAUGGUUCACUCCGGGAGCUAGGAAAUCCCAAAAUUUCACUCCGGGACCUAGAAAAAUCCCAAGAUAAUUUGAAAAUUUCAAAAACCCCCUCAAUUUCUCGCAGGUUCUCAAACAAUUAUCAAUGUCCGAAGUGGAAGGCCGUGCAAUUCUCGAAGUUUGCGAUCCAAAUUCAGCUCUCGAAAAUGCCGAAGGCGGAAUUCCAAUUCCACAAAAAGAACACGAUUAG